This is a messenger RNA of Aspergillus pseudoviridinutans, 348 nucleotides long. RefSeq lists its product as uncharacterized. The record is from RefSeq and is a predicted model, not a curated record. Lineage: Eukaryota; Fungi; Ascomycota; Eurotiomycetes; Eurotiales; Aspergillaceae. The coding region runs from base 1 to 348 and encodes 115 amino acids. The transcript has 2 exons.
AUGCUGGAGAUUUCACCAUUAUUAGCAGGAUGGAGCGGCAUAGAGAAACCUAAUGAUCAGAUCGACCUGUUCAAUCGUCGCACGCUUCGCCACUCGGGCCAAAUGCUGUUCCUCGAUGUGAAGGACAGCAUGGACCACCACGACGCCCAGCAGCUUUCUCGUCUAAAUACGGCCCAUCGCAGUGUCGCUGCUGCGCUUGUGAUUCGCCUGCGUUCCCAACGAGUUGCCAACCCGACUGGAAUCGCUGUUCUCACCCCGUACCGAAUGGAAACAUCGAAAUGUGAUGACCGCCCUGGUGCCCUGCGUCAGAAAGACAAAAGGGCAAUCGAAAAAAAAGAAAGCAUAUAA